Messenger RNA from Cryptomeria japonica (Japanese cedar), 276 nucleotides. Its product is annotated as zinc finger A20 and AN1 domain-containing stress-associated protein 7-like. The transcript is spliced from 3 exons. NCBI's taxonomy places the organism in Eukaryota, Viridiplantae, Streptophyta, Pinopsida, Cupressales, Cupressaceae. The record is from RefSeq and is a predicted model, not a curated record. Bases 1 to 276 code for a protein of 91 amino acids. Gene Ontology annotation, molecular function: DNA binding; zinc ion binding.
AUGUCAGAAGAGAAUAACCUUUGCAUUAAUAAAUGUGGGUUUUUCGGUACUGCUGAGAAUAUGAAUAUGUGUUCUUUCUGUUACAAAAAAUAUAUGGAGAAACAAUCGUUAGCUGAAAAGGUGGCAAAGAAAGCGAAGGGGAAAGAAGAGAGCGAAGCAGCAGAAUGGGUAUAUCCCGAGGAACAUAAUUGUUCUUUUGAUCACAAGAGAUUUGGGCGUCAAAGUCUUGCAAAAAAUAAUCCCCUAAUCAAGGGAUCCAAGAUUGACAAACUAUAA